GCUCGAUAUUUUCUUGCUCCGCGAGGCGUGACAAUGUAUACGAGCAUUUUGUUCUCUUCAUUUGAUUUCAUCUGCAUUACAUUAUGAUUCGAUUUGGAGCCGUACACAUCACAGUGGCCAAUAGUGAAAACACGAGUGUUCAAUAACCAAACUGGCAUUCUUUUUUCUAGCCGUCUUCAUAAUGCCGCAUACUUGAAGAAGUUUCGCAUCGAACAUGGAAAUGGAGCAUAUGUAUUAUCGGCGGUAUCUACGUAUUGCGUAUUCAUAGGUUUACGCCCGCAGUUGCAGUCCGCUGCUGCACAGUCCGCACCCGUACGUUCGUGUAGUGCGUUUCAGAAAACUCUCCUUAUCGGAAUACCGACGUAUAUACACACACGUACACGCGUACACGAAAUCGAAUUUCAAAAGUGGUGGAAAAGGGCCCAGCGGUGGUGAACGACGUAUGUACUUUCAAUGGGGAAAGAUAUCAGUGUCGAAUUAGCGUUAAUGUAGCCAACGUACGAAACAGUGGAACGAUUUAACGGUGACGAAGCUGGUGGUUGUUUUGAGACUGGAGUGUUACCCUAUUAGAAUGGUUGCAAGUGUCGCGCGCGCAUCGCUGCGAGGCCGUAGUGUUGUGCCAAAAUAAAUCAGAGUUAGUUGUUCCUCGCUGGGAACUGCUAGUGGACGAAUGUGCCUCUCCGUUUGGAUCCGUUUCGAAACAGCGGGCCGAGCUAUGCGGAGUCGCGAUUACCCGCUCUUUUGUUUCGAGGACUACGAUGGGUGUCAUAGUCACCCGCUGAUGUACAUUCCGGUAUUUUAAAAGCGAUCAGCCUCGCCGAGCGGAAGUGUUUUUCGCUUGGCCAUCACCAUUUUACCUGCCUCCCGCGGAUUUCGAUUUCCUGGCUUGACUGAAUUACACACCUGAAAGGGAACUGCAGCACGCGAAUCUUAAAUCCGUGUUUUCCAACAACCUUAUCCGCCCUGACGUGAUUCGCCCGGUUUGCCCGCCACAGGACGGGUUAUGUUUCCCACUUUCAUCGGGAUCCUAGAUAUUCAAUCGUGGUGGGAGGUGCCAAGUAUAGCACACUUCUGCUCAUUAUUUAGGGCUGCCUUCAAUCUUCUGGACUUUGAUAUUGAGGACUUAGAGGAAGCUUUGUUAACGGAUGGUGGAACCGAGGGACAUUUAGUACAGGAGCUAAUAGUCAAAUUACUUGAAGGUUGUUUACCCAAUGACACUCGCAAUGACAUCUCCACCUUUAAUUAUCAGAUGUUUCUUCGCAGACUAUUUCGUAAGAAAUGUCAGGAAUACAAGUGUGAGAAUCCCUUUAAUACAGAUGUAGAUUUUGAGUUAUUGCCUCUUCGUCAGAAAGUAGCAAUAUUGAGAGCCCUCUGCGACUUCAGGCUUGACGCUGAAGACGUGGAGCAUUCAUUAAGUAAUUUGGACUCGGAUAGUCUGCGAGUCGAACCUUUAGGACAUGAUCGUAAGAAUUCUGCCUAUUGGUACUUUUACGGCACUCGAUUAUAUAGGGAGGACUACAUUGAUACUUCUAACAGCAUCUCACACAAACAGAAAAGUAAACCUAGGGAUAAAAAGCGUAAAAGACGACGAAGCAGAGUGGCGAAAGAGGAAGAGGAAGAGGAGGAGAAGAAGGAAGACUGUUUAAUAUACGAGGAGGGGAAAGAAAGUGUCUGGCAAGUUGUCUGCUUUACUCAGCAGGAUUGGAGUCGUUUAGUUGAGAAAUUUCGCGAUUCGGAGUACGAUACCGAACGUAAGCUCUACCGUACUCUGUCCAAGGAUUUCAUGCCCGAAAUUCCCAAGCUUUUUGACUUAAAAGAAAAGCAACAAAGACGCAAGUUAUUGCAACGCAAUAGUUCGCGAGUUCUUCGUAGCCACGAGCCUGCAACACAGAUGGAAACAGUCAUGGUCAGAUCGAAGAUCAAAACUAAAACAAAUAAAGGGAGCAAAAAGGGGACACAGAACUCGAAGAAUGUUUACGUUAAAGAAGAGGCACCGACAUCGUUGUCUUCGCCGCCCGUUCAGAAGAAAGGACGGCAAACUAAUAAUUCUUUAGCGUCGGCUGUUGGUCAAAUUGUAAUCCAUACCAGGGACGAAGUGGAAAGUUUAGAGAAAAAGAAAGGGGUUGGAAGUAACAGUGAUGGGAAUUAUGUAUCUUCUAACUAUGGGUAUAAAUAUGGAUAUUCGUUUGGAAUCGAAGAAGAAGAACGCCGAGUUGGGAUGCACAAGGUUCUUGAGAGUCUCAAGGAUCAUGUGGAUGCGUGGCCGUUCAUUGAUCCCGUUGACGAAGAAUAUGCGCCACGAUACUAUAGUGUUGUACGGAAACCGAUGGAUCUCAGUACAAUGGAAGAGAAACUCGAUGGUGGUUUGUACAAGAGUUUAAGUGAAUUUAAACGGGACUUUUGUCUCAUAGUGGACAACUGUAGGCAAUAUAAUGGUUCUGAUAAUGAGUAUACUGAAAUGGCUUUCAAUCUUAAAGACGCGUUCGAUAAGGCUGUAAAUCGGUAUUUAGAAUCUGAAACAUCUAGCGACGAGGAUCCGUCGUCGCCAAAAUCGUUUCUCGCAACGCCUGUGUCACCGUCGUGUCCUUCUCGAGUUUCUUCUCCACAUCAAAACCGCAAACGAUCGAAAAAGUCUACGAAAAAAUCGAAAUCGUACAAAUCCGAAGGCAAAGGAAAGUCCAAGGUGAAUGAGAAGAAUGACGAAGAGGAAAAGCGGGGGAAAAAUUACAAGCUUCCAAAGAAGAAGAGGGGAAAGAAAAAGAGUAAGAAAGCAAAGGACGAGGAAUCCGUGAACGAGGAGGAACAAGAAGAUCAGGAGAGCGAGGAUGCUAUGUCCGAGUCAAGUAUGGUAACGUCAAAAAGAAGGAAACACAUAGAGGUGAACAAUUUAUUGUUGAAAACCAAAAAGCUGUCGUCCAAAGAAUCGGAAGAGUUAAAGAAAAUGAAUAAGAAAAUUAGUAAGGAACGUCAUCAGCAGAAAAAAGAAGCAGAAAGCGUGCGUCCGAUGAAAGAAACAAAAGAGAAUAAGAAACGGAAGGAAGACUUUGAGGAAGAUUACGAAUCCCUAGUCAUUGCGAAAAGUAAAAGUAGAAAGAUUGAGAAACAGGAACUCGAAGAGACCGAAAUACUUACAGAGAAUGCAAAAAAGAGUAAGGCAAAGAAAGUAGAGCCUCCUCCAGUAGUAGAUGACGAGGUAUCCGAGAACAAGGACAAGACACAGCAUAUCAAAACGAAAAAGAAUCGAAAGAAAGAGAAAACGGCAUUGAAAACGUUGAAGUCGGAGGAUAAAUCUGAGAAGAACCGCGGAAAGGACAAAGAAAAGAAAUCAAAACAGAAAAACGACGACGUGAAAAACGGAGAAAUAUCCAGCGAAAUAGAUUCCAAAGAUUUAGAGCUAGAAAGCGAUGUAGAUUCAAAGGAGACCCCUACGUCUAAGAAGAUUACUGCAUUUAUAGGUGAUAAGGACAUAGAAUCGUUGGACGGUUUAAAGGAUAAGCUCAACGAACGACGGCGAGAGGAGAAGCUGAAGGGCGAGAAAGAGAAACAGAAGAAAACAGGGAAAAGCGACUUUCACAACGUGUAUUCAAAAAAAGUGCCUUCAAACGGUAGUACCUUUAACGACAGCGACAAAGCCGGCGUCAAACGACCAAAGUUAAAAAAGGGAAUGAAAGAAGAAAAAGUUCCUACCACGGAGGAUCCUGUGAAAACACAAGACCAAGAGACAAGCGAAAUUAAAAAAGCAAAAUCAACGAGCAAGCAUACCAAAGGAUUUGGAAAGGAGGAAAGCUCGAUACAAGCAUUGAAUCAGGCAACAGAGCAAACACUCCAUGACAUCAACAAAUGGUUAGAUGACGCACCAAGACUCUCUGAAUUUUCCUCUGGGAGCGAUUCUCCGAUAUUUCAUUCUUCUGUUGAAUCUGCUCGGUCUGGACCAAAGGUAGAAGCGCCGAGAAAACGACCAAGUUCAAUUAAGAUCUUUGGUCCUCAUGGGCCCAGUAGACCAAAAAAGAUACAACGCACGAUAGAUCGUUUGCAGCCUGGUAAAAGUAAGGGCAACUUACUGUUAAAGAAACCGCUUAAUUUACCUAGCGUAAGUGUUAACGAGACGGCAGACCGCCCGUUGACCAGCGAUAGCGACCCGACGAACAAGAACACUGACGAGGAACCAAAACUUAGUUUAGGAACGGUCUUGAAGAAUGUGGACUCCAUUCAGUUGAUUUGUAAAAGUUUAGUGUCCUCGCCAAAUCCUAAUUUGUCGAACGACGACGAGGAAGAAGAUCACAGUGUUACGCCAGUAGCCCCGGUACCUGCAUCUAAGGAAGAGAACUCUUCGACCGGAAAGCCGGCUGCGCAAACACCUGUGGAGGUAGAAGAAUCUAAAGAUAGUCAACCCAAUGCGAAGGAGAUGCAAAAACCUAAAGCAGCAACGCCAAAUUUGAGUGCCUGGUUCAAAGCGUUCGGUGCACCAAAAUCGAAGAAGAAGGAUGACGAAUCCGAAGAUGGUGCAACAAAGAAAGAUGGCGAGCUGCAGGAAGUGUUCUGUGGGAGACAAAGACGAAUGAGUACUGGCGGUAGUAGUGUGAGUGAAUCGGUUUCCAGUUUUUCUCAAGAAUCGCCGCCAGGACGAUCGGGUCGGUCUCCGCAGGCGCAACCCAUUAUAGCUUCUGUAGAACCACAAAUAAGAGGAGCUGGAUUUUAUCAGGAUGCUUUGUCGACGGGAAGCAGUCCUUACAACAGUCCCUAUUAUGCCACUCCGCCGAGGUACAGCGCUCAGUUACCACCCACUCCUUCACCUCAAAAUCAUCCUCUUUCUCCAGCUUACCCGUCAUCGUCUUACGAGCAAGCACCUCUUUACUCUCAGGUGCCGCCUCAGGCACCUCCUCAACAAUCCCAUCAAUCAUUUCAGAAGUCACCGCAGGAAAAUUCUGGAGAAGUAUAUCAUCAAUUGUCGCCCACUUUCCCUCAGCGUUCUCCGCAAGCUAACUUUCCCCAAAGUUCGGCACAGAACGAAUCGUUCAGUCAACAAAUAUCACCAGCUAAUCAAAAUCCGUCUCCAGUCUACUCGCAACACUCGCCUCAACCGAUACAGCAGGUGUUUCCCCAACCUUCCCCUCAACCACUACCGUCGAAUUACUCUCAACCAUCGCCUCAACAAUCGCCCACCCCCAAAUACCCACAACUGUCACCGCAACAGAAUACCACCAAUUACUCCCAGCCUUCACCUCAAGCAUCUAAUUAUUCUCAAGCUUCACCUCAGCAACCUCGUUCUCCCUACUCCCAGCCUUCGCCUCAAGCACCACCACCAAAUUAUUCUCAGCCGUCUCCGCAACAGCAGCAUUCUCCUUACGCGCAAUCUCCUCAGCAGUCGUCCGGGUACUCUCAACUGUCUCCUCAACCACCGUCAAACUACUCUCAGCCAUCGCCUCAACCUCCACCCGUCUAUUCACAACCGUCGGAAUCUUCAAAUUUUCCUCACCCGUGUCCUCAAACUCGCCCUGCUGGCUACUCGCAGCCGUCGCCUCAACCUCUUACAGGAUACUCGCAACCGUCCCCUCAGCCACGAAAUUAUUCUCAACCAUCGCCUCAGCAAAUUCAAACCUUCCCGCAACCGUCGCCGCAAGCAACACCCACGUACUCUCAGACUUCCCCACAGAGUGCGAACUAUUCUCAACCUUCGCCGCAACAGUCGGUCAAAUAUUCCCAACCCUCUCCUCAGCAACCUGCAAACUAUUCGCAUCCUAUACACUCGCCACAGACGCCUCAAAAUUAUUCACAGCUGUCUCCUCAACAAGCACCACCCAACAAUUAUUCCCAACCGUCUCCGUCGUCUCAACAGUCUCGUAACUACUCGCAAACGUCACCAUCGCCUCAGCAAUCUCGCAGCUACUCGCAACCGUCACCAUCGCCUCAACAAUCUCGGAACUACAUGCAACCGUCGCCGUCGCCUCAACAGUCCCGUAAUUAUUCCCAGCCGUCACCGCAACAGAAGACAGCCUGUACGUCGCAAUCGUCACAGCAAACUUCCAGUUACUCGCAACCGUCACCUCAACAAAAUGUAAACUACACAUCGCAACCACAAACCUCUAAAAGUUCGGAGGAAUGUUCACCGAGUCCAGCUACACCGACAACAUAUUCUCAAGGGUUCAAACACAAUCACGGCUACAUACAAUCACCGGCGCCAUCAUCGGUCAGUGAAACGGAGCAUCGAUCGGAGUAUCUAAAGUCCUCCAGCAACGUCGAGAAGUCUUCGAGCAGUGAACAACAGAGAAAUUUCACCGUUCCAACAGAGACGUCGCUAAACCUGAAUACGAAUCAUCAGAUCUAUCAAUCGCCGAAUCAGUAUCCGCCAACGUUCGGGAACAACUAUCCAAACCUGGACUUACAGAGAUCGAGGCCAGAACAGCCGCAGCAACAGCAACAAGCGUCUCAAGAACGCCCCAGUUUCACCGACCUUAGCGAAUCUCUCAACGCGCAGAAGUAUGUUCAACAACGUUCGUUCCUUGGUAAAACGUCGACCGCCAGUGAUCAGCUGUCGACGCAGGAUCAACAAUCUCAGCUAUUAGCGUUCCAACAGAACCUGACGACGCACGAAUCUCUCUAUCCGAGCGGUUUCCAAUCGUCUGGGUACGCGAUGUCAAACUCGAGACCGGUUUAUCCUAGCCCACACUAUUUCGAUGCCAGUUCGAAGACUGCCACCGGUGGACCUGUAAAUAGCUCGGCCAGCAACCUUCCGCCCGUAAAGAAACGUAUAUACAAUGAAUCAUCCAGCGACACAACUCGCGGCCUGACACAGGAGGCUGCAGCGAGAUCUGGCCAAGAACAGUUCGCCUUCGAUCCGAUAAUGGCGUUGCCGCAACCGGAAGCGAUUUCAGCUAGUCAAUUCGAUGCCUCGUUCGUUGGAAAUUUGGCCGAUUCGGUGGCCACAAACCCGGCAUACGCUCGUCUAGGUCUAGGCUUAGUGGGUCGUGCAAGCAAAGAGCAACAGCAAUUGUUAACAAUCCCUCGGCCACCGCCGACGAAACCGGAACACCUCGCUUACGCGCGCAGUCCAGCCACUGGAACCGCGGAAUUGGAUCUGAAUCUUCUUCAGAGUCUGCAAACAGCAGCCGCGAAAAAUACUCAGGGCAUACUGUCUAUGUCGCGUAGAGGUGGAGAAGGACCGGUGGCGGGUAACACGUCUGCGCCAACAAAAACGAAAAAAAGCAGGAAGAGCAAACAGCAACAACAACAGCAGCAGGAGCAACAAAACGUUGCGAAUGUUUCGUCGGCAGUGAGCACAGAGCCGCAACCCGCACCUGGUAUACCUGGCUUUUCACAAUACACCGGUACACCAGCGGAUUCGAUCGGUCUGAAAAAUAGCGGCAUGGUCCCGCCAGCUGGCAGUGCCUUCAAUUUCGCCGCAUCGACCAGCACCACUACCAGUUCACCUUUCUACGAUAAAGACCCAUCGGCUGCGGCGGCAGCGUUCGCCUUUUUGGACGAGUUUCGGAAUCCGAGCAGUUAUUACAGUAUGGCGCUCAGACAACAGCAACAACAACAACAGCCACAGGUGCCGCCGGUCACGGACGCUACCCAGCAGGCUUGCAACAAACUCAGCAAUCAACCGCCGAGAAAUUAUCCGCCUCAUCCUUUUCUUCAUUCUGCGCAGAGAUCAGCAGCGUACGGACCACCAGUCUCGGCUUAUGUCACGCCUCACGGACCGAAUUUAACAGUGGACCCGACUGCAUACCAACAGUACAUUCAUUCCCUCUAUGCACUUCAACCGCCGCCGCAUCAUCAUCGACCGUCCUGGCUUUAGCUGUUAAAAUCUGUGUGAUGGGCAUCUAAAUAUUUCGACUAGCGCUGUAAAAAUUGAAACGUUCUAACUAUUCAAACUUCGAAUCGUAGCAAAUACUUCCAAUUAUUUGAAUAUCAUCCUGUAUCAAUACCUUUCAAGCGGUUACUUCGUACUUGUUAGAUUCGCUUGAUAGACUUCUCUUUGGCCCAAUUCCUUUUCGAUAUAGCACUGAACAACUUCCAAAAUUUCGAAUACUGUAAUAACACAAUUUGGUAAACUUAACAGGAAUUCGAAUUCAAACAAUUGUCGUCAAUCAAUCUAUUAGAAAUUGUCACUUGAUAGGAAUGAUAUCCAAAUGAUUCGAAAUAAUUAAUACAAUUGUAAGUUCGAAUAAUUCGAACUUUAUUUACAGCCCAAAUUUGUAUGACACUUCGGUGGAUAUGCCGUCCCUCGUUGAGCGGAAGAAACAGCGUUCGAAAUAGACGAGCACCUCUGUCAAAAAGUAUUUAGCCAUUACUUCACUGUAAUUAUGCUACUUUUAAUCGAAUAUUUUUUAGUGAUCGUAUUAUUUUAUACAAGAAAAUUUUUCUUGCCUACAUACAAUUGUUGCCAUUGACAGCAAACAAGAUAUAGGAUAGAUAAUAUCUUAUACAUUCUUAUAUCUCACUGACAGAAAACUUCAUAGUUUCCGAAUUUUUGUUGACUUGGAGCAAAAUAAGAUAGUGACGCUAUUAGUGGUGUAAGAACUUCUAUUGAAUGUUUCGGAAGUGACUUGCUAAUUUUGUUAGGAGUAACAAUUAAAGUGCAAUCAUAUUUUUAUCAUCUUUAGUUUAUUUUGUACGUAUUGAGAAAGUUAUUGUAUAUGUAUUAUUUUAAGUGUUACGUGCUAAUUUUAGCUCUUGAGUUCAAUUUAGUUUUGAAUAUCGCGAUCCAUAAUUAUAGAGGUUAUAAUGAGAUAAUUGUUCUUUUACGGCAGUGCUCGGAACGCAACAUUGAGUCGCGGGGAGCGAGUGUGGCUGCAGGCGGUAGUUAGGAAACUGAACCAAAUGUUGCGUUUCGAAACAUUCCGAGCACUGUUUUACGAGAUCAGUAUCUCAAAAAUUCUUACGUAUAUCUCUAUAAAACGUUGAAUUUAUUCUAUAUCUUGUCUUUGCUAACAUUAAAAUUUAUUGUUCAAUAUGACUACCGAAUUUUACAUUAAUAUCGUGUUCAGUACUUUUCUGUGAACGCUGUUUCUUUAAAUAUUGCUUGUCAUCGCAUUCACUGUUACAACUCCUUUUCUUCUUUUUUUCUAACCGAAGUAGUACCAGUGUUUUUCUUGAUCAACUUUGUUCGAUAACAGAUCGGUUGUAGUACAAUAUUAACCGAUAUCUUUUGGUAAAGAAGGGGGGCAAACAAUUUAUUUAUUUUAUAGAUCUUUUCUUGAACAUUUAUUUUUUCGUGUCGUCAAACAAUUUGGUAAUUUCUUCGAGAAGAACUCUGGUACUGGCAAUGAAAGAUAACAAAAUUUCUAAUCGAGUAUGUUCCUCAAGAACAUUGAUAGAAACACCGUGAACUUGUGAAUGUCAAGCAGUAAAAGAAUCACGCAAUCAUGGUCGUCCAUUUAUUUUAUUUUCUUCUGUAUAUGUGUACUUUUUACUGAUUGACUAGAGAUUAACGGAUUUUGAAAGCUCUUUAAAAUUCGGGUGCCGGAUUUUCCACCGGGCUGUCCUCCACCCCCUGUUUUCGCAUUUGUUUCCCGUUUUUUACCGAAAGCGAUACGAACUUUGACAUUUUUACACGAUUUAUCAGGAAAACAGAAAAGAAAAAGAUGUUUAGCUUUUAUCGGAUAAUCUACUUAUGUAGUCAUAUGUACAUAAAGAAUAAGCCUACAUCACGUGGGAAUUUUUGAUAGUUCUUUUUCUAAUGAACUAGCCGACGACUUAGAUGCGUGAAGUUCAGUCGCUAGUGACCGGAAGUAACCUUCUAUCAAAAGUUCCUCUAUCUACUACCGCUCUUACAGCGCUACUAUCUAUUUCUCUUUCUCGAUGUAUCGGGGAUAUGAAUUAUGCAAUAUUCAAUUUUCUAGCGAAAGAAACGAGUUUAUCACGACAGUGCUCGUAACAUGCCCAGGCUGUCGUAAAUAUUUCGCCUUUUCCCGAAUUUAUGUUUUAACAAACAUAAAAUGAAAAGAGAAUGGCUAGACAAAAUGUAGGGGUAUACGUGACUUCUAAGUUCGAAGAAUUUCUGUAUGAUAUCGAGCGCACUGUUGCCGGUGUAUCUUAUGUAGAGUAUAUAGAUUCGAUAGUAUGUAAGCUAGAAUUCGUUUCUUUGUAUAUAAAAUACAUAUCCUUCAUAGACGAUGUGCUCGAUGUAAAGAAAGAUCUGCAAAGUGAAAAACUUUGUAGAAUCGUCCGCGGUAGGUUACGAAUGGAGAAGUAUAGGGAACUUUCUGAAGAAUGAAUAUACGUAUGUGUGGGUGCGUGUGUGAGUGCACGCGCAAGUGUGAAUAUGAGAAACCGAUACGUGUGUGUGUAUACGUAUUUGUGUAUACGUAUUUGUGUGCGCGCGAGGAAGAGGACGAAAAUGUAAUACGCCGCAAUCAUACAUUAACCCACCUUAUUGCUAAAAAAACUGAUGGAAGCGGUAUAUUAAAACUUAUAAAUAUAUACAUAUAUAUUGUAAAUGUAUAUUGUAAAUGUAUCGAUGACAGAUUAAAGCACAGUUUGUUACAAAA
Messenger RNA from Megalopta genalis, 10493 nucleotides. RefSeq lists its product as uncharacterized. Gene Ontology annotation, biological process: chromatin remodeling. The record is from RefSeq and is a predicted model, not a curated record. Gene Ontology annotation, molecular function: protein binding. NCBI's taxonomy places the organism in Eukaryota, Metazoa, Arthropoda, Insecta, Hymenoptera, Halictidae. Gene Ontology annotation, cellular component: CERF complex.